UUCUGUGGUGUAUAUACUAGAUAAAUUGAUUAUGUGAUAUUCCCCUUUGCUAAAUGUUCCGAAUCUGAAUAUCUAUGCUCAAUGGCAUUGUUGUUAUUCUUCAUAUCUAAAACUUGUUUUUUGUAAUAUCACAUAUAUUAAUUUCAUCCUCCCUUCUCUAUUCAGCUCCUGGAACUCACAACAUUAAUAGAGAUGGCUCUUCGUUUUGAGAUUCUGGGAAGGUUCAACCGUGCUCGAGCAGCUAAACUCACACUUCCGCAUUUUGUGUGCGAGACGCCUUUAUUUAUGCCUGUCGGUACACAAGGCACGAUAAAAGGUUUAACGACUAGCCAGCUCGAGGAAAUUGGAUGCCAUAUAAUUCUCGGAAACACGUAUCACUUGGCUCUACGGCCCACCUCUGAGCUCAUUCAUGAUAUGGGGGGCCUCCACAAAUUCAUGAAUUGGCCUAGGGCAUUGCUGACCGACUCUGGUGGCUUUCAAAUGGUCUCGUUAUUGCAUCUGGCCGACAUCACCGAGGAGGGUGUAACGUUUCAGUCUCCAGUUGAUGGGAAACCAAUGCUACUUACUCCAGAAGAGUCGAUACAAAUACAAAAUCGAAUAGGAGCUGAUAUUAUUAUGGCCCUCGAUGAUGUUGUUAAAACCACAAUCACAGGCCCACGGAUUGAAGAGGCUAUGUAUCGUACUCUUCGUUGGAUAGAUAGGUGCAUAGCAGCACACAAGAGACCUCACGAGCAGAAUUUAUUCGGAAUUGUACAAGGUGGCUUGGAUCCAGUAUUAAGGGAUAUAUGCGUCAAAGGUUUAGUGGACAGAAAUUUGCCUGGCUAUGCUAUUGGUGGUCUUGCUGGAGGUGAAGAUAAAGAUUCAUUUUGGCGCGUUGUUGCCCAGUGCACAGCUGCAUUACCUGAGGACAAACCACGAUAUGUUAUGGGUGUGGGCUAUCCACUAGAUAUUGUAGUUUGCAGUGCAUUAGGUGCUGACAUGUAUGAUUGUGUCUAUCCUACACGCACUGCUCGUUUUGGGACGGCUCUUAUACCCGAGGGAGUUUUAAAACUUAAACACCAGGCUAUGGCUAAUGAUACUCGCCCGAUCGAUCCUACAUGUAUGUAAAAAGUAUUCACGAGCAUACAUUCACUGCCUUGCCACUAAAGAGGCAAUGGGAUCCAUACUUAUAUCUUAUCACAAUUUAUAUUA
Erythranthe guttata (spotted monkey flower) is the source of this 1191-nucleotide messenger RNA. NCBI's taxonomy places the organism in Eukaryota, Viridiplantae, Streptophyta, Magnoliopsida, Lamiales, Phrymaceae. The record is from RefSeq and is a predicted model, not a curated record.